AUGGGGGCUGGCAUAUCGCGUGCGAAGAAUAAGUCCAGCAGGAACCAGCAGGGGCGUUUGCUACCUCCGCCUGCAGCCCACAGCCCGAGUGUUGCUUCUUCGAAACAGGCGCAAGCAGCACCUGUAUCUUCUUCUCCCGAACGCUGUGUUACUCUAUACCACAGGGAGGGUGUAGAAAAAGAAAAAGAACAGGCUCCGAGCAGGCUGCGUACCCUCAGGGCUCCCGGUGGUCUCGGAGGGGGGCAGCAUGCAGGACCCUCGAGUCGACGGGCUAGAGGAAACCUCCCCCGCCCCCAUACCCAGAGCGAAACUCAGGGAGCUGAGGCAGCAGAAGAUGCGCAGAGUACAAAUGUAAUAGAGACGCCAAUAUCUCCUGUGAAGGAGAGUAGGGACGCAGCAGUGAGUCCUGUUAAGUCAGAUUUCAGUAUAAACAGGUCCAACUUUAUUCUUGAAAAUGCAGGAAAAAUACAAACUCUUUAUGAUAUAGAACCAACAACACUCGGCUCAGGAACAUACGGCAGCGUAUCGAGAGCUAUUCGCAGAUCCACUGGCAUGCAGCGGGCAGUGAAGACCAUCAGCAAAUCACAAGUCAAAAGCAUCGAGCGUUUCAGAAGAGAAAUCGAUAUCAUGAAAAGCCUCGUAAGACACAGCCACAACAACACCCUCAGCAGCAACACCAGGAGCUUCGGCAGCAGCAGCAGCAGCGUCAGUAGUAGCAACUGCAGCAACUAUAGGAACUUCAACAGCAACAACAGCAGCAACUGCAACAGUAACAACAGCAGCAGCAGCAGAGCCAGCUGUAUUAUGUGCAAAUAG
Molecule: messenger RNA, 816 nt
Organism: Eimeria mitis
Lineage: Eukaryota; Apicomplexa; Conoidasida; Eucoccidiorida; Eimeriidae
Product: CAM kinase, CDPK family, putative
Exons: 1
Coding region: 1-816 (271 amino acids)
Biological process (GO): protein phosphorylation
Molecular function (GO): ATP binding; protein kinase activity
Source: RefSeq, a predicted model, not a curated record